ACAGGGGUCCAGGCUAGCGAAAACCUCAAAUUCCUUAAAAAACAACUCAUACCAUUUAAGGAUAGACGUAUCCGAAUUCCAAGGAGGAAGUGAGGAAUGGCAGCCAAAUUAACGACCGAAGAAGAACAGGCUACAAAGCAGUUUCUGGAGGAGAUCACAAAGUGGACCACACAGCAUGGAGUAUCUCCUUUAUCCUGGGAUGUUGCUGUCAAGUUCCUCAUGGCUCGAAAAUUCGAUGUCUAUAGAGCCAUUGAGCUCUUUCACAGCUACAGGGAGAUGCGUGUGAAGGAAGGCAUUGUCAAACUCCAACCUCAGGAGGAGCCACUGCGCUCUGAGCUGCUUAGUGGGAAAUUCACAGUCCUGAGUGUGCGGGAUCCCUCUGGAGCCUCCAUUGCCCUGUACACAGCUAAGCUACACCACCCGAACAAAACUGGCAACCAUGUUGUUCUGCAGGCACUCUUUUACUUACUGGAUCGAGCAGUGGAAAGCUUUGAGACUCAAAGAAAUGGGCUGGUGUUCAUUUACGACAUGGGAGGAUCCAGCUACACCAACUUUGAGUUGGACCUGAGUAAAAAGAUCCUAAAUUUGCUAAAGGGGGCAUUCCCUGCCAGGCUGAAGAAAGUAUUUAUCGUCGGGGCUCCUGUCUGGUUCCGCGUACCAUACAACCUGCUGAGUCUGCUCCUGAAGGAGAAGCUGAGAGAGAGGGUGCAGAUGGUAAGAAUGACAGACCUCCGCCGGCACUUUCCUCGUGAUUGCCUGCCUGAGCACCUGGGGGGAUCACUCCCCCUUGACGCACACAGCUUGAACCAGCAACUGCUGUUAUCACAAAACGGGCGCGUGGAUCCCGUAGAUGAGUUGGUGAGUAUCCCACUGGAAGAUAGCUCCAUCCACAUACCUGGUCCAGAGGCCAUGAAGCUGCCCGAGCUGAUGGCCCACAUAAACAGACUCCAGCGAGCUGGUAUUCACCAGGAGUACGAGGAGAUACGCAAAGAAGCCCCUGCCGGAACAUUCCACCAUGCCCUAGCUGCCUGUAACCAGGAAAGGAAUCGAUAUGGAGAUGUCCUUUGCUUAGACCAAACACGUGUGUGCCUGAAAGCAAGAAGAAAUGAGAAAUCAGACUACAUAAAUGCCAGCUUCAUGGAUGGAUACAAACAGAAAAAUGCAUACAUCGGUACUCAAGGACCUUUGGAGAAAACAUAUGGAGACUUCUGGAGGAUGUGCUGGGAGCAGAACGUGCUAGUCAUUGUCAUGACAACCAGGACAAAUGAAGGUGGUCGUAGAAAGUGUGGUCAGUAUUGGCCUCUUGAAGAGGGUGGGCAGGAAGUGUACGGCCACAUUGCAGUGGUUAAUCAAAGAGUGGAAAAGCACCCCCAUUACAACAAAACCACAUUAGACUUGCAUAACACAGAGAACUGUGAGCAGAGACAGCUAACUCACUUCCAGUUCCUCAGCUGGCCAGAUUAUGGUGUUCCUACCUCUGCCGUUGCACUCAUCGAUUUUCUGGGAGCUGUGAAGAGGCAGCAGGAGAAGGCAGUGAAAGCCAUGGGGUCACAGUGGAGAGGGCAUCCCUCAGGACCACCCAUGAUAGUGCACUGCAGCGCUGGCAUUGGCAGAACAGGUACAUUCUGUGCCCUAGACAUUUGCCUGUCCCAACUACAAGAUGUGGGCACCCUUAAUGUAUGCCAGACAGUACGGCGCAUGAGGACCCAGAGGGCCUUCAGCAUCCAGACUCCAGAACAGUACUAUUUCUGCCACACUGCCAUCAUUGAGCAUGCCCAGAGAGAGGGCUUACUCACAGCCAAUCAGUGAGCCUUCCCGACAGACUCAUAGUACUCCCAGUGCUGACAAAUAAUGGCCCCUCAAGAGCAUCACGCAGCUCUCACCAGGCAAUGUAAUUGUGACAUCGCUGUAUAAAUGUGUAUUUUAUGAAGAAUGUAAAAGGUGCCAGAUCACAUAACAGUUACUACAAAAAAGGCAACAAAACCCCUUUGUGUUAGUCUGUCACUCUAUAUUAUUCAUCAUCUGUAAUGCUGUACAUCGUGA
Molecule: messenger RNA, 2043 nt
Organism: Chanos chanos (milkfish)
Lineage: Eukaryota; Metazoa; Chordata; Actinopteri; Gonorynchiformes; Chanidae
Gene: ptpn9a
Product: protein tyrosine phosphatase non-receptor type 9a
Exons: 13
Coding region: 97-1809 (570 amino acids)
Biological process (GO): protein dephosphorylation
Molecular function (GO): protein tyrosine phosphatase activity
Source: RefSeq, a predicted model, not a curated record